Messenger RNA from Cladophialophora psammophila CBS 110553, 1413 nucleotides. RefSeq lists its product as uncharacterized. The record is from RefSeq and is a predicted model, not a curated record. Gene Ontology annotation, cellular component: membrane. The transcript has 5 exons. Gene Ontology annotation, molecular function: transmembrane transporter activity. Gene Ontology annotation, biological process: transmembrane transport. Bases 1 to 1413 code for a protein of 470 amino acids. NCBI's taxonomy places the organism in Eukaryota, Fungi, Ascomycota, Eurotiomycetes, Chaetothyriales, Herpotrichiellaceae.
AUGCUCGGAUAUCUCUACUUCCAAGAUGAGAAGAACACGGUUCCUACAGUCCCGGCGGACACCAUCAAAGCAUCGCUCUCUAUGGGCAUGAUUGUGGGCCAGAUUGGUUUCGGAAUCUUCGGCGAUGCCCUGGGCCGUCAUAGCAUCUACGGCAAAGAGCUCAUGGUGACAAUACUUGGUACCUUCUUGGUUGUCUUGAUGCCAUGGAAGGGCUUCUCGCACCACGAUGUUAUUGCGUGGAUGUCUGUGUUUCGGGUGGUGACGGGCAUUGGGAUCGGUGGAGACUAUCCAAUGACCUCAGCUUUGUCCGCCGAACAUAAUCCUCUGCGCUCUCGGGCUAAGCUUGUGCUCGCAGUCUUCGCCUCUAUUGGUUUUGGGGGUAUGACUGUUGGCAUAGUUUACCUUGUCCUUCUGGCGGCCUUCAAGUCGUCUGUCAACGACAACAUAUACCACCUCCAAUGGGUGUGGAGGUUAUUGUUCGGCAUAGGGCUUAUUCCCCUCAUCAUCACGCUCUAUUUCCGUUUGACUAUGCCUGAAAGUAAGCCCUAUCGACAAUGUGAGUAUCCGCUAAUCACGACAGAUGUUGCCGAGGAGACGUCUCUUAAGAGGGACGGCAAACGAGGUCUUCGUGAGCAAUUCCGAGAUUUCAAGGUAUAUUUCUCGCAAUGGAAGCACGCAAAAGUCCUAUUCGCCGUCAGCAUGUGCUGGUUUCUCUUCGACAUUGCUUUCUACGGAGUCAACCUCAACCAGAGCAUUGUACUGUCGAGAAUUGGUUAUGGCAAGGGACCCACCCCAUGGCACACCCUCUGGAAUACUGCUGUUGGCAAUAUCAUCGUAGCGGCUGCGGGAUAUCUUCCAGGUUACUACAUCGGAAUAUUCCUGCCCGACUGGAUCGGCAGAGUGAAGCAACAAUUCUACUGCAGUGUUGUCGUUGCUGUCCUGUAUGCCAUCUGGGCAGGCGUGUCCAAUCAUAGUUCAACCGCCGGAUUGGUGACGCUGUUCACACUGUCCCAAUUGUUCCUCAACAUGGGACCAAACUGUACAACCUUCCUAAUGCCAGUUGAGGUCUUCCCGACCCGAGUCCGGGGGACAGCGCAUGGUAUCGCAGCAGCUUCGGGGAAGGCGGGCGCCGUGGUGACUGCCUUUUCUUUUGGGUCGCUCACGGACGCUAUUGGACUGCCUGCUGUUCUCGGUAUCCUUGCGGGGAUCAUGUCUCUUACCGCCCUAUGCACAUUGUUGAUCCCCGAAACCAAAGGCCGCACCCUUGACGAGAUCGAACAGGGCGUCAUCUAUGGCGUCAAGGGCAGCACCGAUAGCGUCACGUCGAGCGAGGGCGCAUCUCCGGUGUUGGAAGGGAGAACAAAGGUCCAUGUGGCUGCCGAUGGCAAGCACAAGGACGUUGAAUCUAUGUGA